This is a messenger RNA of Knipowitschia caucasica, 957 nucleotides long. Lineage: Eukaryota; Metazoa; Chordata; Actinopteri; Gobiiformes; Gobiidae. The record is from the annotation of a GenBank genome assembly.
AUGAAUAACACGCGUCAAAGGGGACAAUCAGCUAAAUAUCAUGGGCUGGCGAAUAAAGGAGCUACAUGCUACCUGAACAGCGUGCUGCAGGUGCUGUUCAUGACUAAAGACUUCAGGGAAAAAAUUACAAGCUAUAGCCACACCCCUCCGCCCACAGGGAAGAAGCACAUUGACAGUGAGCUUCAAAACCUUUUCAGAGAUUUGGAAAAACGUUCUGCCGAUACAUGCGACAUCACAGGGAAACUGAGCAUAAUAAAUGUGUUUGAGCAGCACGAUGCAGCAGAGUACUACGAGAAGAUUCUACGGUUUACCAGACCGGAGGCAUCAGAGAUCUUCCAUGGAAUACUCAUCAACAGGACUAAAUGCAGUGCUUGUGGCAAAGGGCCUGAGAUUGAAGCGCCAUUCUGGAGCCUUCCUCUCCCUCUGGUGACUAACUGCAAUGAAUACAGCGUGGAAAAUGGCAUUAGGGACUUCUUCUGUUCGACAAAGAUCAGCGGCGACAACCAGAUGUACUGUGAAACAUGUGAUGACAAACGUGAUGCGGAUCUGGAAUGUGAGAUGAAAGAAUAUCCACAGGUCCUUGUCCUCCUGUUAAAACGCUUCGAGAUGAUUUUUGAGUAUAAUUUUUGGAGAAAAAUCAACUGCCCAGUGAAGAUACCCGAAUUUCUGACCUUUCAAGAUAAUCAGAAAUAUAAACUUUAUGCUUAUGUGGACCAUUUUGGAGACCUGCAAAGUGGACAUUACAUCGCCACAAUCAAAUCCCAGGAUUAUGACGGAUGGUGGAUUUUUGAUGAUUUAAACGUUCAAAAGUCAAAGUAUAAUCAUUUCCAGUUGGAUCCCACCGAGCUGUCAAGACAUGUUUAUCUUCUGUUUUACCAGAAAGAAGAAGAGGUCCAGGGCCAGGGAGCCCUCGUAGAUCAGAGAAGAACCGCUAUUUUUCACAAGACAAUCAGCUAG